AUGUCGGAAAGCGGGGGUGGUGCCUGUAGCUCCUUGGCCCAAUAGCUUUGGAGCGCGCGGGGCCCCGGGAGUGAAACAGGGGCUGCGGAGGAUCCGUCGCGCGGGAGUUGGUGCGGCGGAGGCAUGGUGGGCCACCUGAGCGAGGGGGCCAUUGCGGCCAUAAUGCAACAGGGAGACACUUCCAUAAAACCUGUCCUCCAGGUCAUUAACAUCCGUCCCAUCACUACAGGGAAUAGUCCACCCCGUUAUCGACUGCUUAUGAGUGAUGGAUUGAACACUCUAUCCUCUUUCAUGUUGGCAACACAGUUGAACCAUCUCGUUGAGGGAGAACAAUUGUCUAGCAACUGUAUUUGCCAGAUUAACCGAUUUAUUGUUAACACUCUGAAAGAUGGAAGGAGAGUAAUUAUUUUGAUGGAGUUAGACAUUUUGAAAUCAGCUGAAGCAGUUGGAUUAAAGAUUGGCAAUCCCGUGCCCUAUAAUGAAGGACACGGGCAGCAGCAGGUAGUUCCUUCUCCGGCCUCAGCAGCCAACCCGCCAGCCAGCAAGCCCCAGCAACAGAAUGGGAGCUCAGGGAUGGGUUCCACUGCAUCUAAGACUUAUGGUGCCUCAAAGAUAUUUGGAAAAGCUGGAGCUACCAACCUAGCGAACACAGGUUCUGGAGGAACACAGGUCAAAGUGGUACCCAUCGCCAGCCUCACCCCUUACCAAUCCAAGUGGACUAUCUGUGCUCGAGUUACCAACAAAAGUCAGAUCCGUACCUGGAGUAAUUCCCGGGGGGAAGGGAAGCUCUUCUCCCUAGAACUAGUUGAUGAAAGUGGUGAAAUCAGAGCUACUGCUUUCAAUGAGCAAGUGGACAAGUUUUUUCCCCUUAUUGACAUGAACAAGGUCUAUUACAUCUCUAAAGGCACCCUGAAGAUUGCUAACAAACAGUUCACAGCUGUUAAAAAUGACUAUGAGAUGACCUUCAAUAAUGAGACUUCCGUCGUGCCCUGUGAAGAUGGUCAUCACUUACCAACAGUUCAGUUUGAUUUCACAGCGAUUGGUGACCUGGAGAAUAAGUCUAAAGAUUCUCUGAUAGACAUAAUUGGGAUCUGCAAGAGCUAUGAAGAUGCCACCAAAAUCACAGUGAAGUCUAACAACAGAGAAGUUUCGAAGAGAGACAUCUAUUUGAUGGACAUGUCGGGGAAAGUGGUGACCACUACUCUGUGGGGAGAAGAUGCUGAUAGAUUUGAUGGUUCUAGACAACCUGUGAUGGCUAUCAAAGGAGCCAGAGUUUCUGAUUUUGGUGGACGGAGCCUCUCUGUACUGUCUUCAAGCACGGUCAUUGUGAAUCCUGACAUCCCGGAGGCCUAUAAGCUUCGUGGAUGGUUUGACUCUGAAGGACAAGCCUUAGAUGGUGUUUCCAUCUCUGAUCUAAAGAGUGGAGGAACAGGAGGUAGCAACACCAACUGGAAAACUCUAUAUGAGGCUAAAUCAGAGAACCUAGGCCAUGGUGACAAGGCCGACUAUUUUAGCUGUGUGGCGACAGUUGUGUUUCUUCGCAAAGAGAACUGUAUGUAUCAAGCCUGCCCAGCUCAGGACUGCUUUAAGAAAGUGAUUGAUCAACAGAAUGGAUUGUACCGCUGUGAGAAGUGUGAUAGUGAAUUUCCCAGCUUCAAGUACCGCAUGAUCCUGUCAGCAAAUAUUGCUGAUUUUCAAGAGAAUCAGUGGGUCACCUGUUUCCAGGAGUCUGCGGAGGCCAUCAUUGGACAAACCACUGCUUAUAUUGGGGAGUUAAAAGAGAAGAAUGAGCAAGCAUUUGAGGAAGUUUUCCAGAAUGCCAACUUCCGAACUUUCAUAUUCAAGAUCAGGGUGAAACUAGAGACCUACAAUGAUGAGUCUCGAAUUAAGGCCACUGUGAUGGACGUGAAGCCCGUGGACUACAGAGAAUAUGGCAGAAGGCUGAUCAUGAACAUCAAGAGAAACGCACUGAUGAUGUGAGCAGAGCAGUGCUGAUUGGGCGGAAGUUUGAAAAAGCAGAGUUGAAAUGAAACAGACUCCUUCCCGCAGCCCCCCCCCCUCCAACCCCCCUUGUGACAAUUCCACAUUAGCUCCCCAGUGCAUAGAGCCUCUCUGCGGCGGACUAGGCGCUUCCUCUCUCAGGCGCAUCUUGGAACCCAUUGGUAGGCAAAGGACAGUGUGCUCAGGUGGCUGAGGUGUAAACUGUGUCAGACCUAGCGGGUCAGCUGGCGGGAGGUGUAGUGCCAGUCCCUCUGUCUUGAGGCUUUUGUCAGUGAUAUUAAGAUUUCAUUAUCUUCAAGCAGGAAUUAUGUCAGAAGUAAUUGACCCUAAAUCUGCAGACAGUGAAAUAAAUUAUGUAACUUGGGUUUCCGCCUCUCCAGUGGUGACACCUUCACAACUUGGGUUCCUUCUCUGGAGGGAGAGCCGAAAAGUGGCUGUGCGGAACCUGUAUUUUAGUGUGUCUUUCUAGAAUUCAAAGGCUUUCCUUUCUAGAGGUGCCACAGAGUUGUUAAUGCUUGGAAUGGCAAUAGGGUAGAAUUAUUAAUCAAAGACAUGUCUUUUAUAUCUGAAGAAUAUCCUUCCUUCGGGGUUUAAUAGAUGAGUCAGAUGGGUCUGAUACUAAUCAAAAUUGUCUCUUCUGAGGAAGGCUGAUAAGCAUUGACUUGCUGUCCCCCAGGGACAUCCAGGCAACUACAAAGCAUUGCUUUAGUUUUUACUUCAAUUAAUGUUGCAGUUUGUUUGGCGAAUGUAUACUUUUUCUACCUGUACAUAUUUUUUGCGUUUGUAGGUUUCAUUUCUUGAUUAAAGCUAUGUUAAAUAGAAGGGAUUUUGAAGGAAGAAGCUCUUUGUUUCCCCCUGCUUUGUUUUAAUAAACAGAAGCUUCUCUGUGUGUGAA
This is a messenger RNA of Neofelis nebulosa (Clouded leopard), 2896 nucleotides long. RefSeq names its product replication protein A1 (gene RPA1). Gene Ontology annotation, cellular component: DNA replication factor A complex; nucleus. The transcript is spliced from 17 exons. Bases 124 to 1980 code for a protein of 618 amino acids. Lineage: Eukaryota; Metazoa; Chordata; Mammalia; Carnivora; Felidae. The record is from RefSeq and is a predicted model, not a curated record. Gene Ontology annotation, molecular function: damaged DNA binding; single-stranded telomeric DNA binding. Gene Ontology annotation, biological process: meiotic cell cycle; DNA replication; telomere maintenance via telomerase.